AUGUGGCUCAACGAUGCGGCUAUUGAGAUUGCAGCGACCAAGUUUCCCGCCUACUUUGUUCGCCCUGAUUCCGGAGUCCCAACGGCGGAUACUGAUCGCUUUUUCGUUCUUGUCGCCUUGCGAGAUGGGUGUAGACAGAAGCAUGAGAAUGCAUGGCGCCGCUUAACCAAGUCGGACUCCUUCCUCCUUCACCUCUAUGACAAUCUCAAGAACACUGAGCCCGAUGCUAAAUGCGACGGACCUAGGGAAUGCAAGAUAGUCGACCACCCAGAAACACAUUCCGCACGGCAAGCUCAUAAACCCGAAGAGCACGAGAUGGUCCUCCAAAGUCCAGGAAGUUGA
Messenger RNA from Trichoderma aggressivum f. europaeum, 342 nucleotides. RefSeq lists its product as uncharacterized. The record is from RefSeq and is a predicted model, not a curated record. The transcript is spliced from 3 exons. Lineage: Eukaryota; Fungi; Ascomycota; Sordariomycetes; Hypocreales; Hypocreaceae. Bases 1 to 342 code for a protein of 113 amino acids.